AUGUCGCUGCGAAUAAAAGGUCUCCAUUUUGCAUGGGGCUACCUGUUCAAGAUCCUGGUGUUCAACGGCCUUGCGGUGCUUCUGCCGUCUAUGGACAUACCCAUGUUCCUGAAAGAUCUGAAUAUCGAAGUCCCCAACGAUAUGCACCUUCUGUCCA
Molecule: messenger RNA, 157 nt
Organism: Pelobates cultripes (western spadefoot toad)
Lineage: Eukaryota; Metazoa; Chordata; Amphibia; Anura; Pelobatidae
Source: the annotation of a GenBank genome assembly